CCGAGUGUGUGUGUGUGUGUGUGUGUGUGUGUGUAAGACGCCACGUCGGCAGAAGCGAGCAGGCUGAAGACGAAGAAGAAGAAGAAGAAGAAGAAGAAGAAGAGUCUUGUUGCGUGGCGCAGCCCGCUAAGCCAACACUAGUUGCGGCAGAAGACGAGAACGUUCCACCUUCGACGAGCUCCUGAGGCCCAGCAGGAGAAGAAAGCCGUCAACGGUGCGAGGCUUCCCGCUUGGAGCUCGUCAUUAAUUCGGAGAAGCUCCAGAGUCGAAGUUUCAGGUGUGUCUGAAGCUGAGCCAUCAUGGUCAAGAAUGUGAACAGUGCCAACGUGGAGCCCCAGCCUGGGACCAGCCUGGCCUCGGACCAAGUGGAACCCGCCUCCAGUCAGCCCACAGAGGACGCAGCCAAGGACCACGCGGUGCCGCAGCCCGGCAUGGUGUGGCGCGUGACCGGCGGCCUCUUCAACGUCACCAAAGGCGUGGUGGGCGCGGCAGUGGGCGGAGUGGCCUGGGUGGGCGGCAAAAGCCUGGAGAUCACCAAGUCGGCUGUGACCACGGUGCCCGCCAUGGGGGUGGGGCUGGUGAAGGGUGGCGUGUCGGCCGUGGCCGGCGGCGUCACCACGGUGGGCUCCACGGUGGCCAACAAGGUCCCGUUCACAGCCAAGAGGAAGGACAAGGCAGAAUGAAGAUGAUGACUUUCACGAAGAGUCUUGAACGGCAAACCAAAUCCAAACACACCAGAACCGUGGAGGCCUCCUCCAACAACCCUCUUGGACUUUAAGCACCUGACUCCGGGCAGGUUGCACAGACUGGAACCUGGUGGGCGUGUUGAUGAAUGCCGUCUGCGCUGACCGCCAUGUUCUCUUCGCGGUCCACACAUUUGGUGAAAUGACUUUUUUGCAAAGGUAUUGAAUGAAAUGUUUUUGUUGUUCUUCAGUUUCAGCCUCCAAUCCCAGUUUGUUCGUUUUAUUCAAAGGAAGAGCCUCGUGUCGAAAUAACAAACAUAACUGUACGCUGACGAGAAAUUGACUUUUCCUGAGGGACAUCUUUUGUUGUUUUGUUGUCUGCAGUUGGAUGUCAGAAUGCUGGUUAAGAGUCAAGAUAUGAUCACUUGACAAAAAAAAAAAAAAAGUGCCUGAUCAGUCAUUAAUUCAUAAACUCUGCUGUCAACAUUUUAUAUGAAAUCUCAAGACGUCAGGGUGAGCUGGAGCUGUUGCUGAUGGGACUUCAAGAGUGUCAAUGUCUCUUUUUCUUUUAAUGUUUUCAGUACAUCAAUAAAGUAGUUUCAGGUAAAUACGUUA
Nerophis lumbriciformis (worm pipefish) is the source of this 1298-nucleotide messenger RNA. RefSeq names its product transmembrane protein 263. The record is from RefSeq and is a predicted model, not a curated record. Lineage: Eukaryota; Metazoa; Chordata; Actinopteri; Syngnathiformes; Syngnathidae.